Messenger RNA from Triticum dicoccoides, 2111 nucleotides. RefSeq names its product ankyrin repeat-containing protein NPR4. Gene Ontology annotation, molecular function: protein binding. Bases 162 to 1826 code for a protein of 554 amino acids. Gene Ontology annotation, cellular component: plasma membrane. The transcript has 4 exons. The record is from RefSeq and is a predicted model, not a curated record. NCBI's taxonomy places the organism in Eukaryota, Viridiplantae, Streptophyta, Magnoliopsida, Poales, Poaceae.
GCCGUCUCCUCCUCCUCCCACACCCCUCCCCUCCUUCCUCUCGCCUUCCUCCGCGCCGCCGAGACGCCGAGGACUCACGUGCUCCUUUUAAGGCGCUCACCGCCCGCGCCCCACCUCGCGAACCCUAGCGCGCGACCGCAGUCCCGCCUCCACUUCCCGCGAUGUUGCCCGAGAUCCGCGAAGAGGGCGGCGGCGCGGGCACGAGCGCGACCAAGGCGAUGUCGGUGUCGCUGAGCGGGAAGCGGGGCCGGUACGUGCGGCAGGUGACGGGCCGCCACAACGACACCGACCUGCACGUGGCGGCGCGGGCCGGGGACGCCGCGGCGCUGCGCCGCGCGCUGGACGAGGCGGCGGUGGUCGUGGCGGUUGGGGAGGGAGGGGAGCAGCUGGAGGCGGUGCGCCGCGCCAUGGCCGCGGAGGCCAACGAGGCCGGGGAGACGCCGCUCCUGGCCGCCGCGGAGAGGGGGCACCUGGAGGUGGUGGUCGAGCUGCUCCGGCACCUCGACGCCCAGGGCGUCGCCGCGAAGAACAGGUCGGGGUACGACGCGCUGCACGUCGCGGCCAGAGAAGGGCAUCAUGCUGUUCUGCAGGAAAUGUUACGUCACGAUAGGAUGUUUGCCAAAACAUUUGGCCCUGCAAAUACUACCCCGCUUAUAUCAGCAGCUACAAGGGGACAUGCUGAAGUUGUCAAAUUGUUACUUGAACAAGAUGAUUUUGGAUUGGGAGAAAUGGCCAAAGAUAAUGGCAAAAAUGCUUUACAUUUUGCUGCUCGACAGGGACAUAUGGAAAUUGUUAAAGCAUUACUUGAGAAAGAUCCACAGCUAGCAAGACGAAAUGACAAGAAAGGUCAAACGGCACUGCAUAUGGCUGUGAAAGGAACUAACUGUGAUGUUCUUAGAGCACUUGUCGAUGCUGAUCCAGCAAUUGUAAUGCUGCCAGACAAAAAUGGAAACACUGCCCUGCAUGUAGCAACAAGGAAAAAGCGGGCAGAGAUAGUUAUUGUUCUUUUGCGGCUACCAGAUACCCAUGUCAAUGCACUGAACAGAGAUCACAAGACUGCUUUUGAUAUAGCUGAAGGGUUGCCACAUUGUGAGGAGUCGUCUGAAAUUAAGGAUAUUUUAUCUCAACAUGGCGCUCUCAGAUCUAGAGAGCUAAAUCAGCCUCGGGAUGAGCUCCGGAAGACAGUGACAGAGAUCAAGAAAGAUGUCCACACACAGCUCGAACAGACAAGAAAAACUAACAAAAAUGUGCAUGGCAUUGCUAAGGAACUCAGAAAGUUGCACAGAGAAGGCAUCAAUAAUGCAACGAACUCUGUAACUGUUGUUGCUGUGCUUUUUGCUACUGUUGCUUUCGCAGCUAUAUUCACUGUACCUGGUGGAAAUGAAAACAAUGGAGUUGCGAUUGUUGUCCAGACUGCUUCCUUUAGGAUAUUCUUCAUCUUUAAUGCCAUAGCUCUGUUCACAUCAUUGGCGGUGGUCGUGGUUCAAAUAACAGUUGUCAGGGGAGAAACCAAGUCUGAGCGAAAGGUUGUUGAGGUGAUCAACAAGCUUAUGUGGCUGGCAUCAGUUUGCACAACCAUUUCUUUCAUUGCCUCAUGCUAUAUUGUGCUAGGCCGCCAUUUCCAAUGGGCAGCAAUACUGGUUAGUUUGAUAGGUGGUGUUACAAUGACUGGUGUUCUUGGAACAAUGACGUACUUUGUGGUGAAAUCAAAGCGCAUGAGGAAGAUUAGAAAAAAAGAGAAGAUGUCAAGAAGAAGCGGCUCAAGCUCCUGGGUUGAUAAUACGGAAAUCUCAGAGACUGAGCUUAAUCAAGUGUAUGCCUUGUAAAGAGGCAGGGUCUUUGAACUCAGCCUCGCCUCUGCAAUUGAGAAUGUACAUGCUUAAUCAAGUGUAUGCCUUGUAAGACACAGGGUGUUUGAACUCAGCCUCAUAUCUGGAAUCGAGAAUGUACAUGAAAAUUCCAGAUGCGUGCAUUAACAAAUAGAUUACUCACAUUAUUCCUUCAUUGUACAAUUCCUUUCUGCAAUGACAAACGAUGCAUACCUAAAAGGGAGGCCCAUUGUGUAAGGCUCAUGCAGUUGAAGAAUCCACUGUGCACAAUCUGUUGUACAA